AUGUGGCCUUAUGAUCAGCCAUCUCAAUCGAUGAAAUUUCGUCUACGAGUACAGAAUGCAUCAGCAUUUCAAUUUUUAAAAUUUGUUGAUCUUGUCAAAUUGAAAAAUCUUUGUGAAAAUAUGACAACAAUUCAAUGUCUAUAUUAUCUCCAUCGAAAUCAAACCGAUUAUUUACAACCACUAUCUGCCGAUGAAACACGACUAUUCAAAGAAACUUAUUGUACAGAAAACAAUAAAGUGUUAUUUCAUACGUUUUGGGGCAAAACUCGUUUUUUAAAUAAUCAGAUUCUUCAAGUGCAUAUUCUUUCGUUUUUAUACACACAAAAUUUGCAAUGUUCUCGUCUGAUUGUUUGGUUAUGGCCACCGUUGGAUUCUCGUAUCAAGCAAUUGUACGAUCAGUUGUACGCACCUCAUGUAGAAUUUCGAACAACCAUGUCUGUCGCCGAGAAAUUACGUGAAAUUGACAUCUAUGUCGGAUCCCAUUGGAGUGGAUUACCUUGGCGAUGGUUCAUACCAUAUCGUGCUUUAUUCAGCGAUGUUUUGCGCUUCAUUAUUUUACAUGAAUUCGGCGGUAUAUACAUCGAUGCCGAUGCUUUGUUACUUCGAGAUCUGCAACCAUUUUUUUCAUAUGAAUUUGGCUAUCGCUGGUCGUUUUUAAACGGUUUCAAUACGGGAGUUCUUCGUCUCUUUGCUAAAUCGAACGUCAGUUCCAUUAUUAUUAAUCGUGCUCGUCAGACCAAAUCACCGUACGAAUUCUUUCCAUCGAGUUUAGAAAAAAGACAUUCAUUACCAGCCAAUUUUUAUCGUUUGCCAAGUGCUUUUUUCGAUCCGAUAUGGUUGGCUGUCGACGAAAUGGAUCAAUCAAGUCGACAAGAAUGGAAACUAAGUAGUGGCUUUCUAGUAGCUUUUAAAGAUCCAUUACGACAACAAAGUGAAAUCAGCCGUCGAGGACGAAAUGUAUUCGAUGGAGCAUUUAUUUUUCAUUGGCAUGCAUCGAGCACACCUAAAAUAUUCGAACCAGGAUCGUAUCUUCAUCAAUGGAGUGAAUUUUUGAACAGUGAAUUUUUUGAUAAAUAA
Messenger RNA from Rotaria sp. Silwood1, 1077 nucleotides. Lineage: Eukaryota; Metazoa; Rotifera; Eurotatoria; Philodinida; Philodinidae. The record is from the annotation of a GenBank genome assembly.